Daldinia decipiens is the source of this 2134-nucleotide messenger RNA. RefSeq names its product tripeptidyl-peptidase 1 precursor. NCBI's taxonomy places the organism in Eukaryota, Fungi, Ascomycota, Sordariomycetes, Xylariales, Hypoxylaceae. The transcript is spliced from 4 exons. The record is from RefSeq and is a predicted model, not a curated record. Gene Ontology annotation, molecular function: serine-type endopeptidase activity; tripeptidyl-peptidase activity. Gene Ontology annotation, biological process: proteolysis. Bases 127 to 1965 code for a protein of 612 amino acids.
CGCCGCUCUGGGGGCUUUGUUCUCCUUAGGAUCUGGUCUUAGCUGUUCCGGCCCUACUCUCGCUUGCUCCACUCGUCCCUGUCUAUUAUUAAUAGGUUGAUAGGUUGAUAGGUUGAAGUGUGCACAAUGGUUGGCAUUGGUCUUGCUUUUUCGGCGAUUCUCGCUGCCCAGGUCUCCCUUGCGAGUCCCGUGGGGUCACGAACGCCAUAUCGUGUUAAGGAUACGCACCAUGUUCCAAGAGAUUGGAAGCGAGUUCGUCGCGCGCCUGCUGACCAUGUAAUUGACCUUCAAAUUGGCGUAAAGCAAAGCAAUUUCCCAGAGCUCGAGAGGCAUCUAUACGAAGUUUCUGACCCGGACCACCCACGCUACGGUCAGCAUCUUUCCGCCGAUGAGGUGAAAGAGCUGGUCAAGCCUACUGAUGAGACGCUCGACCUCGUCCACGAGUGGCUAGCGGACAACGGGGUCACUCCGUCAGGAUAUAGCUCAGCUAAGGAUUGGAUCACGGUGUCUUUGCCAGUCAAGGCUAUCGAGCGUCUCCUUGACACGGAGUACCACGUUUAUGAGCACAAGGAUGGGGGUGUAGUCGCUCGGGCUCCCAAAUGGUCUCUUCCGCUUCAUCUGCAUGAUAAGAUCGAUACGAUUCAGCCUACCAAUUCGUUCUUCCGUGCUCGCGCCGAGAAGUUUGACCAUGUCGAAGCGCCGGUGUACCUUGACCCCCAAUAUACACCACCUACGAAUGAGAACAUAAGCGCAGUUUGCAACGUUAGCUCCGUCACGCCUGAGUGCUUCCAGACUCUUUACUCGACCAAGGGCUACAAAACUCGCGCUUGCGGCAAGAACAAGAUUGGGUUCAACAACUUCCUUGGUGAGCAUCCUAUUCGGUCGGACGGGGAACUCUUCCUCGCCAAGUACCGGCCGGAGGCGGUCUCAAGCGCAAAGGAUUUCCCACAAAUCACGAUUGCAAACGGGCCUGGUGACUACGCUUUGACACCAGAGGAAAUCGAGUCGAGCACUUCUAAGGAGGCUAACCUGGACCUCCAGGCCAUUGCCGGCAUAAGCUGGAAGACUCCAAUCAUCAGUUACUCGACGGGGGGCAGCCCGCCUUUUAUCCCGUCGGUUUCCACUCCCGACAACACGAACGAACCCUACCUUGUAUGGGUGAACUACCUGCUUGAUCAAAAGUCUUUCCCGCAAGUUAUUACGACCUCGUAUGCCGAUGAUGAGCAGACUGUUCCAGAGUCGUACGCCCGACGUGUCUGCCAGCAGUUCGCUCAGGUGGGUGCUCGUGGUACUUCAUUAUUGUUUUCUAGCGGCGACAGCGGCGUCGGAUCGUACGGCGAGUGUAUAAGCAACGACGGCAAGAACACGACCAAGUUUCUCCCCGAGUUCCCACCCAGCUGCCCCUAUGUAACGGCAGUUGGUGCUACGAAGAACUUCGAACCCGAAGUCGUGGCGUACCGCCCCGCGUUUGUUGGCCCUGAUGGGGUUGCGCAUGGUAACUACACCAGUGGCGGUGGAUUUAGCAACUACUUCGACGUACCUGCGUACCAAGCGAAGCAGGCUACCAACUACGUAAAUAACCUUAAAGGCCUGUACGAUGGUCUAUAUAACAAGAAAGGCCGUGGUUACCCGGAUAUAUCUGCGCAGGGACUUUACUUCGCAUAUUUCUGGAACGGAACUGAGGGAACUAUUAGCGGUACUAGCGCUAGCUGCCCUCUGACGGGUGGAAUUAUCUCGUUGGUAAAUGACGCGCUCAUUUCGUCGGGCAAACGGCCGCUGGGCUUCUUGAACCCGUGGCUGUACUCGAAGGGAUACAAAGGGUUGACUGAUAUCGUAAGUGGUAGUGCUGUCGGAUGUGGUGUUGACGGUUUCCCAGCGGUUGAAGGAUGGGAUCCUGUUACUGGCCUUGGGACACCAAUCUUCCCAGAGCUUGUCGCAUUAGCAGGUGGGAAACUGACCCGUUAAUGAGAUAUUCUCCGAUCUGCAACUCGCUCCAUUAGUAUAUCUUGCCCCAGAAAAAACAACCAAUAUAACACCUUUAUCUGUGACUGGCGAAUUAACAGCUUUGUCUAAGCCUAAUUUGAAUGAAUUGUUUUCCAAGCUGUAUGUGUAUAUGUAUGCGUAUGAUUAAAAG